Molecule: messenger RNA, 1152 nt
Organism: Kockovaella imperatae
Lineage: Eukaryota; Fungi; Basidiomycota; Tremellomycetes; Tremellales; Cuniculitremaceae
Product: phosphatase 2C-like domain-containing protein
Exons: 8
Coding region: 1-1152 (383 amino acids)
Source: RefSeq, a predicted model, not a curated record
AUGAAACCCUCUGCUCGACUGCUGCGAGCGCUCAAACCUCUCACUUCCGACUAUACGUUUUCAUCACGUUCACCUGCCAUCUACUCUCUGGGUCUAUCUUAUGCGUCAAAGAACUCUCCGCCGUUCGUGCCGAAGAACGAGAGAGCUCCGAGAUACGGCUAUGCAGGGUACAGGAACGACCACGGGGCUGCGCUGAUUUCUGAAUGGGUCAAAUCGAGUCUUGAUCGUCGAGCUGGUCGUGGUGAAUUGACGGUCGAUAAGCCUGGAGGAUGGGAUGAGAGAUUACAGGAUGAGACUCGGCGUUGGGGAGCAGGCGAGGAUUUCUACGCAGUUGACGUACCCGAAACUUCCAGCUCAUCAUCUUCAGACCCUCCUGUCCAUUUCGCCAUUUCCGAUGGAGUCGGUGGAUGGUCUGACGUGGUGGACCCUUCAUUCUUCUCCCAGGCUCUCAUGUAUCAUUACGCGAAAUCUUCGUCGUCCUUAGAAACGGCUCAUCCUCGAGCAAUCCUGAAACAAGCUUACGAGCGUGUCCUAAAGGAAGAGAGCGUGGUCGCUGGAAGUGCUACGGCCUGUGGCAUUGCUGUUGACUCGAAAGGUGUGUUGAGGGGUGUCAACAUGGGAGACUCUGGAUGUACUAUCCUGCGAGAUGGCAAGGUCAUCUUUGAGACACCAGCGUUAACGCAUUAUUUCAACUGCCCAACCCAGCUCACAAAGACACCGAAAGGAAUGGACGCUUCCGGAGUCGUCAGGGACCAGCCGGACAACGAAAAGUGUUCUGAUACGUUUGAAGCUCAGCUCCAGCCUGGCGAUAUCAUCCUGCUCUAUACCGACGGAUUAUCCGACAAUGUCCCCUCAGCCCAUUUCCCUCUCCUCCUCUCACAUCUCCGAGGUAUCAUGGAUCACCCUGACAACGCCGAUCUGUCACCUGCCGAGAGGGACAGCGAGCUAGCUAGAUUGUUUGCGGACGUACUCGUUGCGUAUGGUCGACGAGCAAUGGUAAGGACAGGAGAAGAGGUCGACGAGUCGGGCAAACCGAGCUGGAAGACGCCUUUUGAAGUGGAGGCUAAGAAGGCUGGGUUGAACUUCAAGGGAGGCAAGAUAGACGAUAUCACUGUCUUGGCUUCUGUUGUCAGUGAGCUGCAUCCAGAGUGA